Molecule: messenger RNA, 1374 nt
Organism: Epithele typhae
Lineage: Eukaryota; Fungi; Basidiomycota; Agaricomycetes; Polyporales; Epitheliaceae
Exons: 2
Coding region: 1-1374 (457 amino acids)
Source: RefSeq, a predicted model, not a curated record
AUGGAACGUACCUUACCUCCUGAAAUUUGCGACUUUGUUGUCGAUGAAGUCCACACUGCUUCGACAGUCUAUAAUACUUCAAAAACCCUCAAGGCGUGUGCCCUAGUCUGUCGCCAAUGGCGGGACAGGGCGCAAUUCCAUCUCUUCUCAACCAUCGACCUCCUUAUUGGCGAUGUCCUUGGACCCGGCAAACGGAAAACAAAGCCUGCCGACAACCUACGGGAGGUGCUCUCCGCGCGACCGGAUUUGGCUUCUCGCGUCACGUCCCUCAAACUCAACCAUAUCGUUUUCUCCAACAACGAUGCGGUAUGGAAGAAGGAAGACCUCCAGGACUGGCCUUCCCAAUUCCCAAAACUUCGGGAAAUUUACUUCCUUUCACCCGACGGAAACAUGUCGCACCUCCCUCUCAAGCAGCUCGUUUCAGCUCUUCUCCACGCCCCCUCCACUCUCGAGCACCUCACCCUCGGUGGUGUGGAUAUCCCCGCUAACUCUGUCAGGAAGCUGUCCGGGAUCAAGAGGAAGCGGACCAGCCCAACUAUCCGCCAUCUCACCGCCUUUUACGACUUCCUUGCUUACAAUCGUGGCAACCCAGGUGUCAUUCGCCCAGAUAUCGGUAUCCUCCUUGACGCACUCGUUCAUUGCGGCCUCAUCUCCCGUCCAACUCUGCUCACCCUGGAUCUGCCCCACUACUGGGACAUCUCCGAACCAUGGGAUCGAACACUCCCCGACGACUCCCUCAACUUCGCGAACCUCGAGACGUUUGGGGUCAUGCUCUGCCACUCGCAAGACGACGACCCGGACUAUGACGACGGGACUCACAUACGCACGCGCGAGCUCAUGGACGCCCUCGCCUCGUGCUCCCGCCUCCGCGUCCUCCACAUCACCUACGGCGAGCCCGAGUUCCGUACCAACGACGACCGCCACCUCUUGCGCCACAAGUACCUCUCCGACGCGCUCAUCCGCAUCCUCGUCGACCACUUCUCCCAAACGCCCGUCCCCCACCCCGGCCUCGAGGAGCUCAAGUUCACGAUCACCUACUGGAUCAAGGACGUCGAGCGCGUGUGGACGCCCGCGAUCCCGGAGCUCGCGCGCGUCCUGUGCGACCGCGCACGGUACCCGGUCUUCCGGCGCGUCUCCGUCACCAAGGCCGUCACGGAGGACCCCUACGCCCGAGAGGAGCCCCCGGACGAAGACACCGUGUGCGAGAACUGCAAGCGCGUGUUCGCGGCGUUUGAGGCGCAGGGUGUGGAGCUGGAGGUCGAGAUGGAGGUCAUGCACACGGAUCCGUACUACGCGGUGCGUGCAGGCGAGCACCUCCAUUACGAUCCGGAGGAUGUGCUUGAGCCGUCGGACUCGGACUCGGACUCGGACUGA